Messenger RNA from Cinara cedri, 5395 nucleotides. Lineage: Eukaryota; Metazoa; Arthropoda; Insecta; Hemiptera; Aphididae. The record is from the annotation of a GenBank genome assembly.
AUUUUAUAACCUAUCUUUUUGACGCUGUGAUCGUCCGCUGAGCGCUGAUUUGCUCCCUACAAAUUACUAAUAUACAAGUAAUACAACACGAACACACUCUGUCGUUUAGAAUACGUUCGUUCACUACAUUUAUCGUCGUCGACCAUUUUGCAAAUUUUGCGAGCACCCGUUUCGUGUCAAAACAGACUUAAAAGUAAGUAUUUAUUUUUUUUGUCGAUUAAUAAUAUUACUCGCGUUUGAUCUUAAUUCACGCAAUCGUUUUUAUCUUUGUCCCGUCCAUUAAUCUUCUCCCCCGUUCUCGGCAAACGCGAGUACCACGUGUAUAAUACUUUUAUUUUGAGGUUCCGAGUCCGAUAAAUCGCUUUAAUAAUACCGAAAAUAUAAAUUGUUACUCAGCAAUUUAUUUUAAAAAUUUAAAACCUAUUUCGAAUCGUUGCUCACCUCUGACCAAUAAUUUCUCCCAUAACCGCAAGCGGUAAACAGUUUUGUGAUUAUUAAUUAAUAAUAUUAUAUUGUGUGGUUUAUGUGAGAAUAGAGUAUUCUGUAUAAAAUUUAUCUAAUUUGUUCACGUAAUUAAUUCUAACGUUUUUACCUAAUUGAUAGGUAUCUUAUUAGAUAAAAUUAAAAAAAUCGCAUUAAAAAUAAAAAAUAAUAACUAAUAUUAUAUCACUACUCUUUCUAAUGUUUGACAUCUUAGUGCUCACUAAUUUAUCAAGUAUCUAAAAGUUACCUAACGACUUUUAAUAAAUCUGUCUAUGUGAUGAUUAUUUAAACACCAUCUUUCGACUGAAAGUUAUGAUUUUACAAACUUUAUUUACUGAUGAUGACACUAAUGCUUAAAUGAGUUUUAUUUUAUAUAAUGCAAUAUUAAGUAUAUAAUUUCUACUGAUUUAUUUAUACAUAGUCCCGAAUAUUAUUAAAUGAUGAUAUUAUUUCUAUUAACCAUCUUUCGGGUCUGAAACCUGAUGCCAUUUAUAUAUUCUGAUAAUAGUAUUUGGUUCGAUUAAUAUUUUUUUAUGAUGAUUCACAUUAUAUUUACAAACCAUCUUUCGGGUCUGAAUCUUGAUGCUACUGUGUUUACUGAAAUUAAUAAAUCCGUGAGUCGUGUUCUAAUACAUGUUUGAAUAUAAUUGUUUUACUGAACUUAGUGUGGUGGAGAUAAAUAUAUUUUUAUAAUUGACCAUUUUAUUAUUUUUUGUAUGCAAAUAAUUCUUCCAUUUUAUAUGAUGAUAUUACUUUUAUUAACCAUCUUUCGGUAUGUUAUUAAAUAAAAUAAAAAAAAUCACAUUAAAAAUAUAAAAUAAUAACUAAUAUUAUAUCACUACUCUUUCUAAUGUUUGACAUCUUAGUGGUCACUAAUUUAUCAAGUAUCUAAAAGUUACUUAACGACUUAAUAAAUCUGUCUACGUGAUGAUUAUUUAAACACCAUCUUUCGACUGAAAGUUAUGAUUUUACAAAUUUUAUUUACUGAUGAUGACACUAAUGCUUAAAUGAGUUUUAUAUAAUGCAAUAUUAAGUAUAUAAUUUCUACUGAUUUAUUUAUACAUAGUCCCGAAUACUAUUAAAUGAUGAUAUUAUUUCUAUUAACCAUCUUUCGGGUCUGAAACCUGAUGCCAUUUAUAUAUUCUGAUAAUAGUAUUUGGUUCGAUUAAUAUUUUUUUAUGAUGAUUCACAUUAUAUUUACAAAUCAUCUUUCGGGUCUGAAUCUUGAUGCUACUGUGUUUACUGAAAUUAAUAAAUCCAUGAGUCGUGUUCUAAUACAUGUUUGAAUAUAAUUGUUUUACUGAACUUAGUGUGGUGGAGAUAAAUAUAUUUUUAUAAUUGACCAUUUUAUUAUUUUUUGUAUGCAAAUAAUUCUUCCAUUUUAUAUGAUGAUAUUAUUUCUAUUAACCAUCUUUCGGGUCUGAAACCUGAUGCCAUUUAUAUAUUCUGAUAAUAGUAUUUGGUUCGAUUAAUAUUUUUUUAUGAUGAUUCACAUUAUAUUUACAAAUCAUCUUUCGGGUCUGAAUCUUGAUGCUACUGUGUUUACUGAAAUUAAUAAAUCCGUGAGUCGUGUUCUAAAACAUGUUUGAAUAUAAUUGUUUUACUGAACUUAGUGUGGCGGAGAUAAAUAUAUUUUUUGUAUGCAAAUAAUUCUUCCAUUUUAUAUGAUGAUAUUAUUUCUAUUAACCAUCUUUCGGGUCUGAAACCUGAUGCCAUUUAUAUAUUCUGAUUUUAUUUUAUUUGGUUAACAUAAUAAUAAAUUAAUUAUUUACAUAUUUGGCAGAUUUAUCUGUUUGGGUAUUUUUAUAUAAAUACAUUGAUCAGAAAUUGGUAACUUACUGCAAAAGCAUUAACGGAUGUCCGGGGACAUUGCUUUGUAGCAACAAGCCUUCAAGCCCAUCUGUACACUAACAUUUUAUAUUUUUCCAUUUUCCAUUUUAUUAUAAAUGAUCCCUAUUGUUUAUACAUUAAUUUAUUAUGUUUGGUUUUUGUUAUCAAAUGAUAAAUAAUUUCAAUACCAUCUUUCGACUGAUAUUAUUUGAUUAUUAAUAUUUUCUGACAGUAAAAUAAUACACGAUUUGUUUUUCUAUUUUAUUAAAAACUAAAAAUGUAUCAUUAAUUUAUUGUUAUUUCAAAUUAUGGUUAUAACUUAUGUUUGGCAGACUUAUCUGAUUCAAUAUUUUACUUAAUAUAUUAUAUUGAUCAGAAAUUGGUAACUUACUGCAAAAGCAUUAACGGAUGUCCGGGGACAUUGCUUUGUAGCAACAAGCCUUCAAGCCCAUCUGUACACUACCAAUAUAAGUUGUAAUUUAUUGCCAUUUUAUAAUAAGUCUUUUUGUUUACAUAAUGUUAAUGAUGAAUAAUUCCAAUACCAUCUUUCGGCUGAUAUUAUUUGAUGAUUCAUAUUUUCUGAUAGUAAUAGUUAGAUAUGUUAAAAAGUCUUGUGUAUUUUAUUAUAAACUAAGAGUAACAUACUUUUCAUACUAAUAUUAAUAUUAUUUAUUUACUAUUUUAAUUAUAGUAAUAUAUCUAGCAGACUUAACUGAUACAAUGUUUUUUUUAAAUAUUAUAUUGAUCAGGAAUUGGUAACUUACUGCAAAAAUAUACACGGAUGUCCGGGGACAUUGCUUUAUAGUAACAAGCCUUCAAGCCCAUCUGUACAUUAACAAUAAUAAUGUAUAUUGGCAGUUUAUUGUAAGAGUUCACCCCUUGCUGUUAUUUUUACAUUAAUUCAUCUUUUAGUUGCUAAUGAUGAAUAAUUCUAAUACCAUCUUUCGGCUGAUAUUAUUUGAUGAUUAAUAUUUUCUGACAGCAAUUAUUUAGUAAUAUUAUAUUUUAUAUGAUUUAGUUUAUACUGAUUUAUUUUAGUAAAAAAUUUAUAAAUUUAAAUAUAUUUUACAUAUACAUACUAUGUAUUUUAUCUAUAGAAUAUUUUGAUUAUAUCUUAUAUCCAGCAGACUUGUUGAUACAAUGUUUUACUUUAAAUAUUAUAUUGAUCAGAAAUUGGUAACUUGCUGCAAAAGUAUACACGGAUGUCCGGGGACAUUGCUUUAUAGUAAUAAGCCUUCAAGCCCAUCUGUACAUUAACAAUAAUAAUGUUAAUCAUAUUAUUUUAUAUUGCCACUGAAUGGUAAGGGUCUCCUAUUGUUAUUUUUACAUCAAUUAAAUUAUUAAUUGCUAAUGAUGAAGACUAAUACCAUCUUUCGACUGACAUUAUUUGAUGAUUAAUAUUAUCUGAGAGCAAAUGUUGAGUAAUAAUGUAUUAUAUGUAUUUGUUUAUCCAGAUAUAUUUUAGCAUAAAAUGUAUAAAUAUUAUAUUUUAUUUGGUAUUAAGUAUAUUAACUGUUUAUUGAAUAUUUUGAUUAUAUUUUAAAUAAUAUCGUAGAUUUCUUAGUUAAUUACAUUUUUAAAUUGUAAAUAUUAUUGAUUUAAAAUGUAACUCUUUUACAGCAUAAAACAUUGCUUUACAAAAUAAGCCUUUAAGAGUUUCAGAAUCUAUUUGUACAUUUUAGCUAUACUUUUAAAAUUUGAAUGUAUGAUAAAUUACAUUUUAUAUUCAGUUAUCUAUUGAUUCCAAUUUAAUUGUUCACCCUAUCUUAUUAUUACUAUCUGAAGUAAACUAUCUAAUCAAAUGAUCCCUUAAACAUUAUUAUUAUUUAUGUUUUUGUUUUUUAUGUGCUAGAAUGCGUUACGUGGCCGCAUACCUCUUGGCUGCUUUCAGCGGAAAAGAACCAUCCAGUGAAGAUGUUGAAAAAAUUCUAAGCUCUGUUGGUAUAGAAUCUGACUCUGAAAAACUAGGAAUUGUUUUAAAACAACUUAAAGGAAAAAAUGUUGAUGAGCUUAUCGAAAGUGGUAAAUAUUGUUUUUAAUAUUUUUUAUUAUAAUAUUAUUUAUAUAUUACACUUGUAAUUGUCUGAGGAUUGUUAUCAAAUGAAAAUAAUGUACUUUUCAAGUUGUUUUUAUUAUUUAAACUUGCAUAGUUCUUCCUGUAUUUACUAAUUUUUUAAAAAUUAUUAUACCUAAUAUAAUAACUAUUUUGAAUAAAAUACUUAUUACUAUUUAAGAUGUUUCUUAGGCAGCACAUAUUAAUCAAUUUAUUACAAUAACUAAUUUAUUUUAUACCUGUCUAAGGCUCAUUCCUUUCUUUUGUGUAUAGGUAAGGCGAAAUUAGCCAGUGUACCUUCUGGAGUUGCUGUAGCAGCCCCAGCAGGAGCAGAAGCUCCCGCAGCCGCUGAAGAAAAGAAAGGUAAAGUAUAUUUUCUGUCUACUACUAGUUUUAAAUUUUUCUUGUUACCUAUAUUUCCUUUAUUAUAUUAAACAUUUUAUUAUUAAUUUUUUUUAGCUGAUAAAAAAGAAGAGAAGAAAGAAGAGUCAGAUAAUGAAUCUGAUGAUGACAUGGGCUUUGGACUGUUCAACUAAGAUUAAGACGUAAGUAUGAUAAACCUAAUAGCUGUUCACUUAUUUGAUAAGUUAUGCAGGCUCCAGCGGGUUAUUGUUAAAUAUAUAACAUAAACCUUCCUAAGGGUGUGCUAAAGAAAUCAUACAUUUGAUUUGAGUUAGUUUGUAUAAAAUAUAUAUUGACUAUUUAGGCAAAUGUUAACAUUGUUUGAAAGUUAAAUAUUUAAUUGACAUCAAAUAGUUUUAAACAAAAAUUACUACUUAAAAAUUGAAUUAAAUAUAAUUUUUAUAAAUAAAACCAAAUGUCUGCUAAAUUAUUAAAAUAGUUCUAAUCACUUUUUAGAUCAUGACUAGUGUCUUUGUGACUAAAAAUACUAUAAAUACUUAAAUCUAAUUGAAUUUUUUUUUUUCUAGGUUAUUCCUUCUCUUCAUUGAUCCUGACUAUUUUGUACACAUAUUAUGGAUGGUUCAAUAAAACAAUUAUUUUAAUUUGUAUGUGUUUAUUAUUUGUUUU